Molecule: messenger RNA, 615 nt
Organism: Rotaria sp. Silwood2
Lineage: Eukaryota; Metazoa; Rotifera; Eurotatoria; Philodinida; Philodinidae
Source: the annotation of a GenBank genome assembly
AUGAACGAGAUAGAACAAGUUCCGGAGAGAUUUCAUGCUUAUAAUGCGUGUUCGGUUACAUUUAAUCGAUCUUACAAACGUAUAUCUAAUGGAAUGGAUUUAUACUAUUUAAAUUUCCUAUUUAGUCUUUUUUUAAUGUUAACUGAUUAUUCACCAAUAAUCAAUGCAUAUGAUUUUCAAUGUUUAACAUGUGACAAUUUUAUUGAUGGACCUGGUUGUGGAGAAUUUACAAAACAAAUACCCGUACGAACAUGUAGAACAUUUUGCUAUUUUGCUAUUAUAAAUAAUCGUUCGUUAUCAUCAUCAUCUAUAUCUAAACGUGAACUUCUUCCAAUAACAUUAACAAGAGCUAUACGAGAUUGUUCACCAUAUGAUGAUAUGUCAAUUGAAGGAAAUAUAUUACUUGAAUCAAAACUUGGUUCAUUAUCAUUAUCAUCAUCCUCUCAUAUUGAUAUAAUUACCAUAAAACGAUGUAACAGUGAACAAUGUAAUAAUGAUUUUUACUUAAAAUCGGACGAAUUUCUUUUUGGAACAAGUUCAUCAUAUCGGCAAAUAUCAUUUCCACUUCUGUUUUUUUUGUUUAUGAGUAUUUUUUAUUUUACGAGCAUGUUUUAA